AGAACAAAAUAGAAAACAAAGAUCUAAAAUUUAGUAAUAAUUUUCUAUGCUUCUCUUACCAAUAAUUUAAUUUAUUUGGAAACAUAGGUAAAAAAAUUACCCAAAAGACAGUGUAUCGAGAUUCCAAAAUCCUACAAGUGAAAGCAGUAGUGAUGUAACCAAACCAAGUUGACUCUGAGAAUGGCUAUGAAAAAUAUACCCACUGUCGACUUGACACCAUUCUUCAGAGAAGGAUAUGAAGAUGAAAGGAGAAAAAUUGUAGAGUCCAUUACUAAAGCCUGUACUGAGUAUGGCUUCUUUCAAAUUGUGAACCAUGGGGUACCCUUUGAUCUGACCAGUGGAGCUCUGCAGCUGGCAAAAGCUUUCUUUGAGUCUCCAAAUGAAGCUAAACUCAAAUACUGUCCCCUGCCUAAUGCACCAGUUCCUGCAGGCUAUAACAAGAAGCCUAAUCCGUCUUAUGAGUUCAAUGAAUUCCUCAUCAUGCUUCCACCUGGUUCUCAUUUUAACAUCUUCCCUCCCAAUCCCCCACAAUUUCGAGAAGUUAUGGAAGAGUUAUUCUCCCAAUUCUUGAAGAUAGGGAUGGUUGUUGAGAGCAUCCUGAGCGAGUGCCUGGGGCUUCCUCCAUCUGUUCUUAAAGAAUUCAACGAUGACAGAAACUGGGAUUUUCUUAUUGCUUUAUUUUACUUGCCAGCAACAGAAACAGAAAGGAUAGGGGCAAAUUCACAUAAAGAUGUCAGUUGCUUCACAAUUGUGCUACAAGAUGAAGUUGAAGGCCUCGAGGUUCAAAAGGAUGGCGAAUGGAUCCUAAUAGUCCCACAACCAGGUGCCCUUGUUGUCAAUAUUGGCGAUGCUCUUCAGGUCCUUUCGAAUGACAAAUUCAAAAGCCCAAGCCAUAGGGUGCUGAGACCUAAUGGAAGAUCAAGGAAUUCAUUUGCAUUCUUCUACAGUUUGUCAGGAGACAAGUGGAUUGAACCACUUCCCCAUUUUACAAAGGAGAUUGCAGAAAAACCAAAAUACAGACCCUUCUUGUACAAAGAGUAUCUACAGCUAAGAAAAGAAAACAAGUGUAAGCAUGUAUCCAGGCUUGAAGAUGAGAUUACCAUAUCACACUAUGCAAUCCCUGAGGAGUAAUGUUAGACAAAGUAAAAAGGUAAUGACUUGUAAUUUGCAAGACAUAUAUAUGCUCAUGAUCUCGCCCUUUUCACAAUAUCUGAUACAUACUGACUUCUAUAAACUUACAUGCGGGGAAGAGGUUGAUGAGAUAUAUAUAUAUAAUAUGGUAUCAGAGAAUAGAACUUUCAUAGUCCAUAUAUAUUGGCUCGUAGUCGUAGGUGAUGAUGAUUUGAUCCAAAGAAUGAUGUGCUGCAUUCCGUUCCCUGUUAAAAACCAAUCCUUUUCUGAUUAGUUUAUCUCCCCUGAUUAAUUUUGGAAACUCUUUUCCUAAUUUGGGGGAAAGAAAAAAGUUUAUAUGCUUAUGGGAUGUUUUCUUGACAACUUUUUUGUCCAUAACAUGUAAAGGAUUUGAUUCGAACUCGAAAUAUACAAGGUGAAGCACUAAUUGUUUUUA
This is a messenger RNA of Nicotiana tabacum (common tobacco), 1567 nucleotides long. Its product is annotated as flavonol synthase/flavanone 3-hydroxylase. The record is from RefSeq and is a predicted model, not a curated record. NCBI's taxonomy places the organism in Eukaryota, Viridiplantae, Streptophyta, Magnoliopsida, Solanales, Solanaceae.